Molecule: messenger RNA, 2772 nt
Organism: Notothenia coriiceps (black rockcod)
Lineage: Eukaryota; Metazoa; Chordata; Actinopteri; Perciformes; Nototheniidae
Product: protein transport protein Sec24A-like
Exons: 18
Coding region: 1-2772 (923 amino acids)
Biological process (GO): COPII-coated vesicle cargo loading; endoplasmic reticulum to Golgi vesicle-mediated transport; intracellular protein transport
Cellular component (GO): endoplasmic reticulum exit site; COPII vesicle coat
Molecular function (GO): SNARE binding; zinc ion binding
Source: RefSeq, a predicted model, not a curated record
AUGCCUUCCUUCUCCCUGUCUGCUCCAGGUCCGUCACAGAAUCCAGUUGCUGUGCAGCAGCUUCCAGGGGGCAACUAUGGAAUGACUCAACAACCAACCUACAAUCCGAUGCAGGCCAAAGCUCCUGCACCCCUCGGCCCUGGACUCUACCCCUCUGGGCCCUACCAACCUACUCUCCCAGUCAGCUCCUACCAACAUGCCCCCCCUGUCAGCUCCUACCAACCAGCUCCUCCAGGCCAGCCGCUGAUGACCAGACCUCUGUUGGGAGGUCCUCCAUCCAACACCCCCCCUCAGUCUGCCAGCCCUGGUCCGAGGUUGCCCCCUCCACAGGCCACACCUCCUCCUCCUGCUGUGUCUUCAAGUAACUAUUACUCUAACCCCCAGCAGCCCCAGCACAUGCCUCCAGCAUGGCAGUACAACAACGCUCCCCCACCAAUGGGGUCACCCUCUUCCAUGGGCACACCUCCCCGUGGCGCCAUGGCCAAUCAUGUGAACCCAGCUGCAAGCUCGACAGCGCCGCUGCUGCCACCGUCAUCGGCAGCUUACAGCUCUGCACCGGCAGCCCAUGUUUCCCAUAGUGGCGCACAGCCUCCAGGCCCAGGGAGCCCCCCCACCUCUCUGCAUGGAUAUAUCCAGCCAGGCACGGCACCUCCACCUAUGAAUCCCAUGGUUCCUAACACAUACCAACCAAGCAGAGCAUCCUAUGGCCCCCCACCUACAGGCCCACCACCAACCAUGAAACCCACAGCCCCUCCCACUGGACCGCCAAUGGCCAAUGUCAAACCUCCACCCCCCAGGACCGAUGCUCAGUGUGGGGGUGCCGUGAACAACACUUUGCCCCCCACUGAGCCCGACUGCCAGGAUGGGGAUAUUGAAUGUCCAGGAACCAUGGCUGGCAAUGGCCCACAAGCAUCAAACAGCCAUAAUCAUGUUGACAACAAAAUGGCUGGCAUGCCUCAGCACGGUCCACCGGGUCGGCACUUGGGCCACUACCCCUCCCUCCCCCCUGGGUACCAGAACAGCCCGGCUCCUCACAACGCCCCCCCACCCAUGCACCCUGCACUGCUUGCCGCCACGCAGCCUUACACUCAAGCACAUCAGCCGUACCAGCAACCGCCUGGUGGCCCCGGGCCCGCCCAGCUGAGCCCGUCCAUGGCAGCCAUGAGCCUCCAGUCCAACACCCCAGAGUCCCUGAGGGUGGUCAACCUGCUGCAGGAGAGGAACCUGCUACCCCCGAGCCCCACCCCCCCUCCGACACCCUGCCUUCCACAGGACCUGCAGAAGAUCAACUGCAACCCAGAGGUUUUUCGUAGCACGCUGACUAGCAUCCCUCAGACUCAGUCGCUGCUCAAUAAAGCUAAGAUGCCGCUGGGCCUGAUGCUCCACCCCUUCAAAGACCUCUCGCAGCUUCCUGUGGUGACAUCCAGCACCAUCGUCCGGUGUCGGUCCUGCAGAACCUACAUCAACCCCUUCGUCUCGUUCCUGGACCAGAGGAGGUGGAAGUGCAACCUGUGUCAUCGGGUCAAUGAUGUUCCAGAGGAGUUUAUGUACAACCCAGUCAGCAGAUCGUACGGAGAGCCUCACAAAAGACCCGAGGUCCAGAACGCCACCAUCGAGUUCAUUGCUCCUUCAGAAUACAUGCUGAGGCCCCCCCAGCCUGCAGCUUACCUCUUCGUUCUCGACGUAUCCCACAAUGCAGUGGAAACAGGCUACCUGAAUGUGUUCUGCCAGUCAAUGCUGGAAAACAUCAAUGCGCUUCCUGGAGACUCUCGGACAAAGGUAGGUUUCAUCACCUUUGACAGCACCAUCCACUUCUACAACCUCCAGGAGGGACUCUCACAGCCUCAGAUGCUCAUCGUGUCGGACAUCGAAGAUAUCUUUUUACCAACACCAGACAGCCUUCUAGUAAACCUCAAUGAAUGCAAAGAGCUUGUGCAGGAUCUGCUGAAGAGCCUCCCCACUUUGUUUCAAAAGACAAUGGAGACCCAGUCCGCCCUGGGUUCAGCUCUGCAAGCAGCCUUCAAGCUGCUGUCGCCCACCGGAGGGCGCAUGACCAUCUUUCAGACCCAGCUGCCUAACCUCGGUGUGGGGGCCCUUCAAUCCAGAGAAGACCCCAACCAACGGGCAUCUGCCAAGGAUAUCCAGCACUUAUCCCCAGCGACAGACUUCUACAAGAAGCUGGCUCUGGACUGCUCCGGCCAGCAGGUGUCGGUGGACCUGUUCCUGCUCAGCUCUCAGUACUGCGACCUGGCAUCGCUCGGCUGCAUAUCCAGAUACUCUGCAGGGACUGUUUACUACUACCCAUCCUACCACCACCAGCGCAACCCCGCCCAGGUGGAGUGCUUCCAGAAGGAUCUGAAGAGAUACUUAACCAGGAAGAUCGGCUUCGAGGCCGUCAUGAGGAUACGCUGCACCAAAGGUCUGUCCAUCCACACGUUCCACGGAAACUUCUUUGUGCGCUCCACGGAUCUGUUGUCCCUUCCCAACGUGAACCCAGACGCUGGCUUUGCAGUUCAGAUGUCCAUCGAGGAAAACCUGGACGACCUGCAAGUCGUCUCCUUCCAGGCUGCACUGCUCUACACGUCCAGCAAAGGAGAGAGAAGGAUCCGUGUCCACACCUUGUGUCUGCCUGUGGUCAACUCUCUGUCGGACAUCUUUGCUGGAGCUGAUGUUCAAGCCAUCAGCGGGCUGCUUGCUUGCAUGGGUAGGUACUGCACUAUUAAACACAAUUUAGCUACCUUCCAGACCAGGGGAAAGACAAACAACUUCUAA